Molecule: messenger RNA, 2433 nt
Organism: Tetrahymena thermophila SB210
Lineage: Eukaryota; Ciliophora; Oligohymenophorea; Hymenostomatida; Tetrahymenidae
Exons: 3
Source: RefSeq, a predicted model, not a curated record
AUGCUGAGUAGUGAAAGUAUGAUAAUGAACUAUACUACUAAUGAGAUCGUGUAGAUUUCUAAUCCUGAUGGCCUCAAUUCAUCAUAAACUCCUACCAAGGCCAAGGUGUAAAAAGUUUAAAAAAAGAUUAGAAAAGAAUCAGCUUCCUCUGCUACUAACAAGAGCACUCCUAAACAGUAAUAGUAGCACCAACAAAUUCAAAAGAACAAGUAAGUCAUUUCUUAACUUACCUCUCCUAGCUGGUCUGAUAAAACAGUCAAUUUAGCAUCUUCUACCUGCUCGACUGCUCCACCUUCCUUGACUUCUAAAUGCUCAAUUUCUUCAUCAGGUGCCCCUAGCUAGGGUUCUUUGAACGGCUAGUGUCUUGCAAAUACUCCUUAUUAACUAAAUCAACAGUAAAAUCAACAAUAAUAACAAAAUUUGUAUUAAGCGAAUUCAAAAAAGAAGAACCAGACUAAGAUUUCACCUCGUAGUUAGGCUUCUUCCCUUACUUCGGAGAUCUCUUCCUUCGACUUGUAUUCUUACAACGAUUGUGUUGGGUCUUCGACCAGUAGCACUAAUCAAGGAGUUACUAAUCGUCCCCACCUUUAGAAUCAGGCUAAUUUCACCCAACCUCCCUAUGAAUGUAUAAAUAUACACGCUAACUCAAUAAACUUCUCCCCUGCAAUCUCUCCGAUUCAAGAAUCCCUUAACUAUUAGUAAGCUCCCCUUCACACUCAAGAUCAUAUUUUACACUCUCCUUCACCAAAAUCUUCAGUUUACUAUCAACAAAACUCAAACCCCCAAACUUACACUUAAUCAUCUUCAUAAAAGAAUAAUUUAAAUAGUAGCAAUGCUAGUUGCUACUCAAAUUACAAUUCAGGAUAUCCUUCUAAUUAGUAAAGCUAGUUCACAUCAAUUGGUUUUGACAAAUCUGCUUCAAAUAAUUGCAAUCCUGCAUCUCUUUUGAUGAAUUGGAGUGUUUUACCAGUUGAAAUUUAAAGAGCUACUUUAAAUAUGAAUGGCAAUAUCGAAGAAGUAUAGCUAAAUUUUGAUAAUUGUGUACCUAUCAUCUAGAUGCCAAAUAAUAACAAAAAAUUGGCAUACCAGAAGGUAAGAGAAGCUCAAUAGCUUUAAGAAAAAUUAGUAUUCCAUCUUGCUAACCUAAAGGAGGGAACCACAUUAGAAAACGCUAUUGAUAAUUUGAGGGAAAAACUUAUGAUAGCAAAUGGAGAAAUUACUUCCUCUUCAAGGGACAAUGCAUCUGCAUUAAACAAAGCUAGUAAUUAAUGCAGCGAAUCAGCUGAAGUAUUACCCCAAUAAAAGGUUACCAAGCAAAAGAAGGCCUCAAAGAAAUCAAGCAAACAAGACCAAAACAUUUAAAACAACUGUUCCCCUCUAAAAUACCCCACCAGCAACAACUUUUCAUAAAAUAAUUAAUAGAUAGCACAAGCUAGCGACAGCAGAUAGAAUGAGAACAUAGAUUAAUAUAAUCCCACUUACAGCAAUACCAACGCAUCAACGAACAAUAAUUUUUAUCCUUAUCAUUCAGAAGAAGAUAUGUAAAAUAAGGAAGCAGAAAGUAAUAUUUAAGCUGCUCCUUUCUAGCAAGGAAACUAACAACAUCGUGCUGCUAAUAAUGAAUUCAGCGACAACUCUGCAAUUCACCAUCAUCAUCAUGCUGCUAAUAACAAUUAGUCAUUAGACGGUUACAAUCAUCAUCAAGCCCCUAAUAAAAAUGGCAUUAUGUCUCCUCGUAAGCCUGCCCAUUCUAUGCAAGGUUAUGAAGAAGAAGUUAUGAGCCAGUAAGAACUCAUGAAUAACUAAAUUAACCAAUACGAAGACUUCGCUUACUAACCCAAGCUUAGAAAGUACAUGUCAGACCCCUUCGGAGAUUACUACUAUCACAAUAAUCACAAUUACAUGAGCUCCAUUGGUAAUCACAACUAAAUCGGAAAUUUCAAUCACAGCGAUAACAUGGAUGGAGCCCUUUCAGUGAUUUACGAAGAUGAAAACCCUUAUUACAAUCAGUAAGGUAACAUGAUGUCUACAAAUUUUAAAAAAGACGAUGAUGAUACCCUCUACGGAUAUGUUUCACAAAAUGAUACAAUCGAAGACUUAAUAAAUUCCCAAUCCAAGCCUAAAUAAAAUAAAAAUGGAUACUAUGGAGGAAGUUGCUCUAAUAUAAAUAAUAAUUUCAAUUCUAAUGGAUAUUAUGGAUCAUACGCAGAUGAAGCAAAUAACGGAAGAGUAUAUAAUUCAAGAAACGCAGGAAUGGAUUCAUACUUCAACUCAGGCAAUCAAUAGAUUGGAAGUUCUGAUAAUUUUUUUGGAGCUACAAAACAACGUACAAGCAGUGUAGCUACAACUGAUCUUCACUCUUCUUCUCAAAGAAAACUUGAUUUCGAAUACGGAUUCGAAGCCAACAAUCCUACUUUCAAUAAAAAUUAUUGA